AUGGAGGAACUUCAGCCCAAGAAGGGCUUCAGAGUCGUGAUCGUCGGGGGAUCAAUCGCGGGACUAACCCUCGCGCAUUGCCUGAAAAGACUGAAUAUAGACUACGUGGUCCUUGAAUCUCGGAAUGAGAUUGCUCCCCAGAGUGGUGGCUCUAUUGGAUUUACUCCAAAUGGAGGUCGGGUUCUCGACCAAUUGGGAAUAUUUGAUGACGUGCUGGAGGAAGUAGAACCGCUGAGAAAAUCAAUCAACUGUUUUGGAAGCGGUAGACUGAUCGUGGAAAGCGACGACAUGGCUGUUUUGCACGAGAGACAUGGAUAUCCGACUGUCUUUCUCGAUCGACAGAUCUUCUUGCGUAUCAUUUACAGAAAUCUACAAGAGGACCAGUCCCGUGUCUUCCCGGGAAAGAAAGCCAUUCAAGUCGAACAUACUGAUUCUGGUAUUUUGGUGCAGUGCGCUGAUGGAUCCCAAUUCAGUGGCGACUUGGUUGUCGGAGCAGAUGGGAUUCGAAGCGCUGUUCGACAGGAGAUGUGGUGCCAUAUGAGUCCCCAAUUGUCCAGCGUGGUAGAUCGUGAAAGGAAAAAAAUGAAAGCAGAGUAUUCAUGUGUAUUUGGAAUUUCAUCCGCAACACCGGGGUUGACCCCAGGGCAUGUACACCGAAGCUUCGCAAAAAAUGCUUCUUUUCUCCUGGUCGUGGGGAAACAUGGCCGUGUAUUCUGGUUCUUAUAUACCAAAAUGAGUCAAACCUUUCAAGGUUCGUCGAUCCCUCGGUUCACUUCGGAAGAUUUGGAUCAAACUGUCAGCCUGCACCUCGAGAAAUACGUUGGGCCAGGCGUUCCCUUUGCAUCUGUCUACAAGAAUGUCAUUGUCAAGGCGUAUGCCCCGCUUGAGGAGGCCUUCUUCGAGUACUGGACCUAUGACAGGUUUGUUUGUAUCGGAGAUUCUGUUCAUAAGGGCGGGAAUUGCGCCGUUGAGACUGCUGCCGCACUGGCGAACCAUAUCAAAUCGCUUCUUGAUUCGUCGUCUUCAUCAUACAGUUUAUCAGACCUUCGCGAUUGUCUAUCCGCCUGGCAGAGUAGGCGCCAGCCGCCAGUGAGGGCACUCUGCAGCAAUGCAUAUUUUCUCACUCGUCUAGAGGCAUUGGCAACUCUAAAGCACAUUUUCAUAGUCCGAUACAUUUAUGCUCAUAUCGGCGGGUUCUUGGUCGACGAAACGACAAAAGGGUUCAUUGCUUCCGAAAAACUUGAUUUUCUACCGUCCCCAAAGCGAUCUCUCACAUGCCAGAUUCCAUUUGACGAUAAAUACCGGAAUCUGCGGAAUGAAUCAUUUUGGAAGCGGCUUUUUUGGGGGAUGCCUUUGUUCCUCUGCAUGUUGGGUGCAGUUAUGGCCAUGAAUACAACACUCGCAAAGCUCAUGCCUCUCUUAGAGCAAAUAGUCUCCGCGGGAACCUGGAAGGCAAGUUCCGGCGAAACUUUGGAUCUGCGACCACUAUAUAAGAUAGGAUUGCUGGAUAAAACCCUGGGGCCUAUCACUGUCUGCUUCCUGCCGUCUCUCACUGGCUCGGAUCCAUUGUCCCGACUUCAUAUGAUCUCGUUUUUGGCCGACUGUGGAUCGCUCUUUGGAAUCUGGAUCCUAGAGAGCUAUCGACGAAACCAUGGAAGUGGAUAUGUCAUAUUUACUACGGUGCUUGGGAUGAUCGCCCAGAUCUUUAGUAUCGCCAUAACUGCACCGGUUUAUUUUCUUAUGGACUUUCUUCAAUCGCCGCUAUCCAACAUGCUUGUGGGCGAUCAAGGACCUGUGCGCGUACCAGCCGCGAAAGCCCUCCUGCCAGCUCUCAUACUUGGGUAUUAUCUCUUAACUUGGGCUAGCUUCGUGGUCCCGGGUCUGGCCCUGAAGCAACGGAUGAACGCUCUCUGGCAAUUAUUCCCUGUUCUUAUUCCUGUAUUACAGCGCGCAUUCAUGUCUAAUAGCAGGAAUCGCCCCAUUGCAAGCACGGAUCAACCCCGAAGGAAUAGCAGACAGAGUAUUAUCCAUGUCCGCGUCACCGUACUCACGCUCGCAGCCAUUUCUAGUAUCGCAUUCCUCCACGUCCGCUUUUCCGUCCCAGAGCAUUCAUCUCUGACAGACAUAUUCAUACCAAAGUUGUCGGACUACUAUUCGCCUAUCACAUCGCUUUCUAGCGGAAUGGGCCGUCUUCUGCGAUAUGACGAGGUCUUCUCGCUAGGAUCAGGGAUGGCGUGGAUUUUAUUAUCUUUGCGAGAUAUGCAGCUGUAUGGAAUUCCGAUUCCAUGGCUUAAGGUGGUGGGAACUUUGGCGGCUAUAACGUGGCUCCUGGGACCGGGGACUGCGUUUGCUUUGGGGUGGCUUUGGAGAGAGGAGAUGCUGGCGGACAAUUGGACGAGAGUGUUUGAGAAUCGGGGGUAG
This is a messenger RNA of Aspergillus steynii IBT 23096, 2421 nucleotides long. Its product is annotated as FAD-dependent oxidoreductase. The record is from RefSeq and is a predicted model, not a curated record. Bases 1 to 2421 code for a protein of 806 amino acids. Lineage: Eukaryota; Fungi; Ascomycota; Eurotiomycetes; Eurotiales; Aspergillaceae. The transcript has 5 exons. Gene Ontology annotation, molecular function: FAD binding.